AACGACCGUCUGUUAGCGGGAUCCUCUGUCACAAUGUUUUGUGCCUACUGUGGACAAAAGUUUACUCGCAAGGAGCAUCUAGAAAGGCACAUUCCGACCCAUACGAAUGUGAAGCCUCACCGAUGUACCGCCUGCGGCAUCUCCUUUGGGCGGAGGGACCUACUCACGAGGCACUACCAAGCAUACCAUGAGGCUAGAGAUCCAAUGGAGCCGAUACCGGGAAACGCGCCGCCGGUUGCGGGACGCACGCCGAUUGCCUGCCAGAACUGUGCAAACGCAAAGACCGGGUGCGACAAGAGAGUGCCAUGCUCGAGAUGUGCCGAGAAGAACCUCGACUGCGCGGCACGGUACGCGCGGAGAUCUUCCAAAGCAGCUGUGCGAGCGGCGCAGGCGAGUGCCGCCUUUCACAACAACCAAAUAACAAAUCCGACGACAGCCAUCCACCAUCAACAGCACCCACACCAUCACAAUCACGUACAAGUAGUAAACCCCGCCAUGAUGGAGAUUGACCCUGCCAUCCCCAAACAGGAAUCUCUGGUUCACACUCCGGAAGGGGUAGAACCCCAAGCACUCAUGGAGACUUCUCGCCUUCACACCAGCCCUCAGCAAAAGUCGCCGUUGACUUCACAACAUCAGAGCCCCCUCGAGUUUCCGUCACCCCACCCCCGACCUGAAGGAAUGGAAGAUUUCAUGCACCUGAGUAACGAGUUUUCGGGCACCGAAUCUCACUACAACGACCUGAUGAUAUGGCCCGACUAUCCUCUAGACCUGGAAAUGUACCCUAGUCAGAUUCCGAUGGCCCGACCAGAUCUCAAUGUGCAGCCCUUUGCAGAUCUGGGAAGUGAGAUUUCUUCAAACUCAGAACCGAUGGCAACGUCAUCCUCCCGGAGCUCCACGCACACGCGCGGAACAAGCAUUUUGUCGUCGGCAGAAUUUGAGACUUCGAUGAAGCCAGCUGAUCUAGCAGUCAGCAGUACCCCAACCGGCAACUCAAUAGCAGAGUUCGAGGUCGUCAUAGCUGCCGAGGCAGCGUGGCCAUUAGCAAGGUGCAACCCACCCAUGUAUUCGAACACUUGCCCGCGGACAGCAAUUGUACACCUAGAGUGUCUCGAACAGAAAUCCAAAGUGGAGGGAACCUGGAGCUCGUUGGAAAAGUCUAUGGAGCAAGUCGACUGGGACGCGGCAGACCUGUCCUCUGUAGUGCCUAUCACCUCUAGGACACGGGAUAAAAUGCUUGCAAUCACUCAGGGGUUUUUGCACAAGGCUCUUGACAUCCAUCGCGGCGGUAUCACUGGUUUCUCCAACCAGGGUCAUCACCGCCCCGGUGACUUCAACUUCAUCGUCCUGCCUCCCACCAAGAUCCUCGAGUAUUUUCUUCGCAGCUACAUUCGCACGCUUUCUCCGUACUACUCACUAUCCCUCGGAAGCUGCGUCGAUCCCAAUGAGAUGCUGCGCAACAACCAUGCUUCCACUUUGUUGGUGCUUCUCAUGAUUGCCCAAGGCGCAGCAGCCGUGCCAAUGGCUGAGGCGCGCUAUCUCUCAACCGGCUUGGUAGAAACAUGCCGUAUUUCACUCUUCGACAUCAUCGAGAAGAACGUCGAGUUGUCAGCUGACCCCACGGCGCUCAGGUGUGCCCUUCUGUUUACGUUGCUUGGAGCAUGGAGCGGCGACAAAUGGCUCAUGGAUAUCUCGAUGGGUCAAAGGGGCAUGUAUAUGUCCAUGGUCAAGCAUGCUGGCAUGAUGGACCCCCAGCCACCCAUGAUUCCAGUCUUUACAAACUCAACCAGCGCAGAGCUGGAGUGGAGGGCCUGGUGCCACCGCGAAUCUCAGAAUAGACUUGUAUACAAUUGGGUAAUGAUGGAUCAGGAGCUUAGUCUAUUCCAUGACACCUCUCCUAUGAUGUCGAUAAGCGAUCUCCUGUGCCCGUUGCCAGGACCCGACGAACUUUGGAAGGCACCCAACUCUGAGGCCUGGCUGUCAUCGGUCCAGUCCCUUUUCGGUGGCAACGUCAACGUCAACCCACAGCUACUCUCCACACCAUCACCUACACCAUCAUUAUCCGACCUGUUCCAGAGCUUCUUACAUGAUACCUUGAUACCUGGCAAGAACAGUCUGUCACCGCAACACCUUCGGCUUUUACUACAUCCAUUACAGUCCCUCCUCUGCCACCUUCGCCAGAUGUUGUCAUGCUUUCCCGACAUUCCACCAACGCGACGCACAGCAUCUCGUACCGUCACUAGGGCAUCUACACUUCUCAGGCUGGAGGAGGUACAGGCCUUGUUGCAAAAGUGGUAUGAGCUGUCGAUGGAAUUCUCAAAGGAAAGCCCUGACUGCCCUAUCACCCGCUGCAACAUGGUGCUCUAUCAUCUCAUCUCCCUCAACGCCGUGACAAAUUUCCCAGAAGUUGAGCGCCUCGCCCGUCGUGAGGGGUUUGACGGAACGUACUGGGAAUUGUCGAUGCGCCACAAGAUGUGCAUCUACCAGCGGGAGGAAGCCGUGUUCCACUGCGGACAGGUCCUCAGGCUGGUUCGAUCGAUGCCCCUGGACCGUCGACCAGUGUGGUGGAGCGCGGCUGUCUAUCGCGCCGUCCUGAUACUGUGGGCCGACUCAAUGGCCAGGCUAGACCCCAGCCUGAAGCGCGAGGAUACGGUCGGACCAUCGUCAACCCCCGCCGCUGCUGGAACUCCAGGGCCUCCGGUCGCUGUUGAUCAAGUUACGCCCGAGAACCCAGCGGUAAUCGCCUACCUCUGGAAGAGGGAAGGUGUUGCACUCCUCACGCGAAGCGACGGGAGGUCCGUGAGCCUUGACAACCCAGCCGAAGUGCUUGCCUACGGAGUCAAGGAGAUCGAAGAUGCCGUGAGCAUACGCUUCAGUGAUGGAAUCAAGAGAAAGCUCAUCACGCUGGCCCAAAACUGGAGUGUUGGGCCCCCCUUGGCUGGGUCUUCAUAA
Messenger RNA from Pyricularia pennisetigena, 2949 nucleotides. RefSeq lists its product as uncharacterized. Lineage: Eukaryota; Fungi; Ascomycota; Sordariomycetes; Magnaporthales; Pyriculariaceae. The transcript has 4 exons. Gene Ontology annotation, molecular function: DNA binding; DNA-binding transcription factor activity, RNA polymerase II-specific; zinc ion binding. The record is from RefSeq and is a predicted model, not a curated record. Gene Ontology annotation, biological process: regulation of DNA-templated transcription; DNA-templated transcription. Bases 34 to 2949 code for a protein of 971 amino acids.